Saccostrea cuccullata (small rock oyster) is the source of this 1064-nucleotide messenger RNA. RefSeq names its product ficolin-2-like. The transcript has 5 exons. Bases 10 to 1059 code for a protein of 349 amino acids. Lineage: Eukaryota; Metazoa; Mollusca; Bivalvia; Ostreida; Ostreidae. The record is from RefSeq and is a predicted model, not a curated record.
CUCGUUUUAAUGACAAUGAAGAGAGAACAAUGUAUUUUUCUUUUAUAUCUUUGUAUUUUUGCGAUAUUUGGAUACGUUUAUUCAAUUGGAAAUGACCAUCAGGAAAAACAAUUGCUUCGCAGUCCAACUUCUGGAAAAACAUCCAGUAUUUUACGGGAUAUCCUCAAACAAGAAUCUUCUUUGCGUUUUUCUAUGGUGCAAAAAAUUCGGAAUUUGGUCACAAAUGCUAUUGACAACAAUAAUUUAACAGAACUGUUAACAGAAAAGAUUAUUUCAUUGGAAAACAAAUUAAAUGCUAUACAAUCCGAAAACCUAAAACUGGAAGACACAUUGGAUGAAUCAUUAUAUGAUUUUCGUCAGGAUCAGAAUGGAACAAAACUACAAUUACAGAAUGUUCCUCCAGUACCCCAGUCAAGUAUCCAUUGUUUUUUCCCUUUUGAUUGCUUUGACAUCUAUAAUUGUGGAGAGAGGAAAAACGGUGUUUAUGAUAUAUAUCCCUUCAGAUCCCGUGUUUCCACUAAAGUUCUGUGUGAUAUGGAAACAGAUGGAGGUGGUUGGACGGUUAUUCAGCGCAGGAAUCGAGAAAUGUCCCGGGUAAAUUUCAACACUACCUGGAAUGAAUAUAAGCAAGGUUUUGGGGAUGUCCUAGGGAAUUAUUGGCUUGGAAACGAUGCCAUUCAUACGUUGACCACGGAGUACAACAACUCGCUGUACAUCAGAAUGGAGUCUACAAAGAAAAAGUCAUAUGAAGUGCAAUAUUCUUUAUUUUCCAUCUCCGAUGAAACGGACGGUUACAGACUUUCUCUGGGGGAGAAAUCAGGAAAUAUUGAUGAUGCAUUCAGAGCGCACUCAGUGGUGAACCAUCCCUUUUUCACGUUCGACCAUGACAGACGCACGUGCGCAGCUCAAUGUGGAUCUGGAUGGUGGUACUAUAGUUGUGCUGUCGUAAAUCUCAAUGCUCCUUUUGCUGGAGGACACAGGGAUCCUGUAUGGCAUAGGGUUAUUUCAAAAGGCACUGAUCUUUUCUUUACGGAAAUGAUGAUUAAAAGAAACCACUAAUUAUA